Mycena indigotica is the source of this 312-nucleotide messenger RNA. RefSeq lists its product as uncharacterized. The record is from RefSeq and is a predicted model, not a curated record. The transcript has 3 exons. Bases 22 to 312 code for a protein of 96 amino acids. NCBI's taxonomy places the organism in Eukaryota, Fungi, Basidiomycota, Agaricomycetes, Agaricales, Mycenaceae.
ACCACGGAUGGGGCGGGGCCGAUGGGCUCGCCUCCCUCCCGGCGUCGAUGCGGCGACGUGUCGAGGCCCGUGCGUGGCGCGUUCAACCUCCGUGGGCCGUCUGAUUCAAAAGGUCAGUCGCGCGCGACGAUACCUGCCUCCAGCGCUUGUCGGCGGAGGAUGCGAACUGAGAUAGGAGGGAGGAAGCGGGGACGGAGCAUGCGGGAAGGAUGGGCUCUUGGUCUGCUAGAGGAAUGUUGCUCCUCGAGCCCAACGGCGCGCAUGCCCGCGUCCCCCUCGGCGUCGAAAUGGCUCGCUGCUGCUGGCCAAUAA